Molecule: messenger RNA, 924 nt
Organism: Cutaneotrichosporon cavernicola
Lineage: Eukaryota; Fungi; Basidiomycota; Tremellomycetes; Trichosporonales; Trichosporonaceae
Exons: 4
Coding region: 1-924 (307 amino acids)
Source: RefSeq, a predicted model, not a curated record
AUGGACCUCGUCUUUGCCUUCGCACGUACCGCAGUCUCUACGGCCGAGUCCGCAUUACAGACCCUCGAUUGGGCGAGGAACCUUGUUACACAAAACUACCAGUUGCGCAAUCGAAUCGCCAACCUCGAAGCGACCAUCGAGACCCUUGAGGACGAGGCCAAGCGGCUACGCGCCAAGCUCCAGAAAACCGACGAGCUCUAUAUCAAGCAGUACCGUGAGAUGAUCUGCCUCGAUAACGAAGUUUCCUACCUGAAGACCGGAGCCAGUGCGACAUCCAGGGCCGCCCUGUUCAAGGACCUCGAGAAGGCUAAGACUUCUGCUGCUGCUGCGGUAGAGGAACGCAACCAGAUCCUGAAGGUCUUGCAGGGAGCUCGGCAGGCGCAACCUGAGGCGCUCCAGUUGCAGAACAUCCGCGGCUACAUUGAAAACGGCGAAGUCGCGGAGGUUAUCAUAAAGGACUUGGAAGCCCGGGACAACGUGAUCGCCGACUACGCUGCCAAGGUCGCUGACCUCACCAAACUGAUCGACAAGCAGCUGGACCUUAUCUCCGACCUGCGGAUCGAAGCCGAGAUUGCCCGUGAAAAGGCGCAGAAGGAGUGGUUGCAGCAGGCCUUGCGCCGCCUCGCUCCCGAAUUGGAGGCGAGUGCGUUUACAAGCGACACCAGCUCGGAUGAGCUCCAGGACGGGGAGGACUCCCACAGCGCGCCGAGCAACCCCGUCCUCAUCGGCAUCAACCAGCCCCUCCCGCGGGAGCCUAUCGACAUCGACCGCCUUAAUUACGACGUAAGCCGCCCAACAUCUGACGAGUCCCGCAAGCCCCAUGCGUGGCGCCGCAUGCGGGACGAGCAUGAGCGCUCCGUGCAGGAGGAGGCCGAGAAUGUGCGGUUCACUGUCGAGUAUGUGUCAAGAACUAAUGGUGUGUAG